Molecule: messenger RNA, 1975 nt
Organism: Carassius carassius (crucian carp)
Lineage: Eukaryota; Metazoa; Chordata; Actinopteri; Cypriniformes; Cyprinidae
Gene: akt2l
Product: v-akt murine thymoma viral oncogene homolog 2, like
Exons: 14
Coding region: 264-1706 (480 amino acids)
Biological process (GO): protein phosphorylation
Molecular function (GO): protein serine/threonine kinase activity; ATP binding
Source: RefSeq, a predicted model, not a curated record
GAAGCGUGCUCCUGCUGCUGGUGAACUCUGGACGCGAGACACAGUCGUGCAAAAACGCGUUGAGUUUCCACUCGAUCCGGAUCAAAACGCGAUAAAUGAAUCGCGACAGCCGUCGAUGUGCUCGUGUUUGACCACAAUACGAGCAAAGCGAUGGUUAACCGAGAGUUUGUGUGGUAAACUUCUGCUCAGCACUGACAGUAAACAGCCACACAUCACGGAGUUGAAGUGCGCCGUGUGUCAAUCACUCUCAAGCCCCGCCCAUCAUGACGGAGGUCAGCGUGGUGAAGGAAGGCUGGCUCUAUAAACGAGGUGAGUACAUCAAGACCUGGAGGCCACGCUACUUCAUCCUGAAGAGUGACGGAUCCUUCAUGGGCUACAAGGAGAAGCCGGAGCUGACGGAUCAGAGCUCGGCUCCGCUCAAUCACUUCUCUGUGGAAGAGUGUCAGCUGAUGAAGACAGAGCGUCCGCGGCCCAACACCUUCAUGAUCCGCUGCCUGCAAUGGACGAGUGUCAUCGAGAGAACCUUCCACGUGGAGAGCAGCGAGGAGAGGGACGAGUGGAUGUGUGCGAUCCAGGCCGUGGCCAAUGGGCUGCAGGCGCGAGAAGCAGACGAACCGAUGGACAUCAAGUACAGCUCUCCUGGAGACGUCUGCGGUCUGGAGGACAUGGAGGUGUCUCUGUCCAAAUCCAGCUCCAGAGUGACGAUGAAUGACUUUGAUUACCUGAAGCUGCUGGGUAAAGGCACAUUUGGGAAGGUGAUUCUGGUGCGAGAGAAAGCCUCGGGGGUGUACUACGCCAUGAAGAUCCUGAGGAAGGAAGUCAUCAUCGCUAAGAAUGAAGUGGCACAUACGGUCACAGAGAGUCGAGUGCUGCAGAACACCAGACACCCCUUCCUGACGACUCUUAAAUACGCCUUCCAGACCCCUGACCGGCUGUGUUUUGUGAUGGAGUAUGCUAACGGGGGAGAGCUGUUCUUCCAUCUGUCUCGUGAGCGUGUCUUCUCUGAGGACAGAGCACGCUUCUAUGGCGCUGAGAUCGUCUCGGCUCUGGACUAUCUGCACUCACAGAACGUCGUCUACAGGGACCUGAAGCUGGAGAACCUCAUGCUGGAUAAAGACGGUCAUAUGAAGAUCACAGACUUUGGUCUCUGUAAGGAGGGAAUCACUGACGAGGCCACCAUGAGAACGUUCUGUGGAACCCCAGAAUACCUUGCGCCGGAGGUGCUGGAGGACAAUGAUUACGGCCGCGCUGUGGACUGGUGGGGUCUGGGGGUGGUGAUGUACGAGAUGAUGUGCGGACGCCUGCCCUUCUACAAUCAGGACCACGAGCGGCUCUUCGAGCUCAUCGUGAUGGAGGAGAUCCGUUUCCCCAAGAACCUCUCGCCUGAAGCCAAAGCGCUUCUGACCGGCCUGCUGAGGAAAGACCCCAAACAGAGGCUCGGAGGCGGACCUGAUGACGCCAGAGAAGUGAUGGGGCACAAGUUCUUCUCCGGUGUUCACUGGGAGGACGUGCUGCAGAAGAAGCUGGUGCCACCGUUUAAACCGCAGGUGACGUCAGAGACGGACACACGCUACUUCGACGAUGAGUUCACUGCGCAGAGCAUCACUGUUACGCCGCCAAACAAGCUGAGUCGUCAGGAUGUGGAGGACGCUGGGCCGGUCGCUCACUUCCCUCAGUUCUCUUACUCCGCCAGCAUACGAGAGUGACCGCUCGUCCCUGCUGACGGCCGUCCCAUAAUGCAUCAUGAUGGACUCUGAGCCACUCAUGUGGUGUGUCUCAGGGUACAGAUGGAUCUCUCUUACUCGAUGAAUGUAUUAAUUAGUGGUGCUCAGAAUGUAAAGCCAAACACACUGCUGUCAUUACGAUCUCAUACUCAUACGUCUAGAUGUUGAACAGCGUGUGUUUCACAGAAAAACACUAGUGUCAUGAUUAGAAUCACAAACAUUAAAGACUUUCAUCCUGUUCUUUAGACUGA